CGGGAAAUUGUAGUAGUGGGUUGCUGCUACAUAGAAGAAAAUCUUUAUCACUCUUAAAAACUGAUGUAACAUUGUUUCACUUGAAGCUGACUAUUUUCUUUUAGAGAACAGAAUUUUGUUUGGAGUUCGAUACCUCAAUUUUCUACGAUGUUUUCGUAACAAACUACUUCCAUUCCAAAAUAGCCAAUAGGAGCGGCAAGAGAAACGCGCGUAAAUUUGUAAACAGUAAUUGGCGGCAAGAGUAGUAUGAUUCGUGUUGUACAUGGUGGAAGUGAACAAGGUGUAAUUGUGUCUUGUGCAUCAAAAUGCCGCUGAACACCACUGGCAAUGUCUCAAAUGGUGAUGAUGUUUUGAAUUACAAUGAAAUAGUUACUAAUGAUACAUAUAGCUGGAACUGGAGCUGGAGUGGAGAUGGUCCAAAAAUCGAGCUUAGUCCUACUAGCUCGUGCAGCUCCUCAUCAGAACUGACCACGAGACAUGAGAGCAAAAGAGGGAGGCCAAGGGCAGAUACGAUAACAAACUUAAUAUAUGAAGGUUCAACAUCACCGAGCGCUAUAAAAUGUCGAUUUUGUAAUAGGGUGUUUCCUAGAGAGAAAUCUCUCCAAGCACAUCUAAGGACACACACAGGUGAGCGGCCCUACAUGUGUGAUUAUCCAGGCUGUACAAAAGCAUUCACCCAAAGUGGUCAACUCAAAACUCAUCAGCGAUUGCAUACUGGAGAAAAACCAUUUGUCUGUUCUGAAAAUGGGUGCACAAUUAGAUUCACUCAUGCAAAUCGCCACUGCCCUGAGCAUCCGAAUGCAACACUCCACCGAAGUGAUGAUUUUGUACUGCGACCUGUUACGUGUAAUCCAGAACAGUCAAGUGAUGUUCUUCGCUGGCUUGAAAGGUAUCGGAAGGAGAGAGAAGACAGAACACCGAAGAAACCGGAAAGGAGGAACAAGGCAAAGAGGAAUGAUGUGGAAAAUGGCAGUCUGUCUUGCAAGAAGUUAAAAAUUCGUAAAGGCCUGGUAACAGUAAUGGAACAAGAAAAUGUUCAACAUAAAAAAUCUAGCAUUCAGAGAGCCACCAUUAAUGUUGAGCAAACUUGUAUAAGAAGUUGCAUCCCAGGAGAUGUGAAGCAGAAUUUUAAAUUAGAUGUGAACUCAGAUUCUGCAACUUUAAAUGGCAAUGGUGAACUGUACUCCCAUGAAACCUGCAAAAUACGGAAGGACAGUGACAUUAGAGUUGAACAACCAAAGAAAAGAUGGUUACGAGAAGCAUGUCGAGAUCAAGCUCUGUGGGGGGUAAAGAAUGAAUUGGCUCAACCAAUCCAGUGGAAUGACAGAGAUGAUUGUACUGCCAGUAUGUUUGAAGAGCUGAGGCCUAUGAAAGAGUGCCAUGAUGCCAACCAGUUGAGGCCAACGGUGUUAAUGUUGGCUGCAAGGGAAGGUGAACAGUCUCCAGCAGAUGAUGGGUAUUUAGUUUGGCAAGCUCCCAGUAACCAACCAGAUGAUAAUUUGAAAUGGAUGGGAGCAAUGGCUCUCAUGCAGCUAUCCAAAGCAAAGGAAGUUGAAAAUUUUGAUUCUGAAAGUGCUACUACUCCACUAAACCUUUCUCAGCCACGAUAUAUGGAACUGUAGAUGACAGUGUAAGUGGUGGUUUUUAACAGUCAGUUAAGGCUGCAUGCAGUAUUUAUACCCCCAGAGAAGUGUUAAAGGUUUUGUGACUGGAUAAAAAUAUUUAAGAAUCUUGAUGUGAUUUUCUUACAAAAAAUCUUAACAUUAUCAGACUGGGGGUUGCUUGUAUAUUGACAAUAAAAAAUUUUAUUUCUGCUGUUAAUAAUGGAUGGUGCCCUGCACCAGGAUGUAAAUGGUGCUAUCAAAUGGUCUGCCGUCAUUUAAGAUUAUAUUAUCACACAAAAUGCAAUGAUGGCAUAAGAUGAUUAUUGUAUGAUCAUAGGUUUCUGUUCAAUUAAUGUUCUGUGGAAAGUGUUACUUCACAUCAGCACCUACACAAGUGGUGGUAGACAUUUGUUUAUCUGUUAUUUUUCACAACUUACAGUGCAUUACUGCAUGCAGUAUUAAUAAUGCAUUGCCACAGUGCCCAAUUUGGUAGUUAGUUUUUUGGAAGUUUAUGCCACUUAAGUCACUUCAAAAGUCAUUUCUCCUUUUUAGAAAAGGUACGUUAGUGGUAAAAUUCAAGAGGCCAUGCUUCAAUUAGCAUAUAUUUGCCAAGCUGUGGUUAUUUCUGUUAACUGGUAUUUUAAUGUAAAACCUUUUUAAAAAAGGUAUAUUAUUUAAACAAACUUUUAAUGUAGCUAAUGCAUAACCUAGCAACUGAAAAAUGUACAGUAACUGCUUUUAUUUAGCACAAAGAAUUUUUUAUAUAAUUAUUGCAAGGAAUGAAGUUAAAUUUGUAUAAUGUUGGAAUUUUAAUUAACUAUUUACAAACAGAUUUAUGGAGAUCAUACUUAAGAAUCUCAUUAUGUGCUUCAAACAUUGCAGCUUGGAGAUUUGUAACAUAUUUUAAAUAUGUUUUUUUUAAAUUACUAUAUUGUUUUGUAAGAUAUUAGAUGCUUUUAUUUUUCUUGUAUGAAUGUUAAUGUUACCUUCUGUUUUAAUCUUUAUGCGUUAAUACUGGAAAAAUGACGACCUGGUACAAAAAUGUGGAAGUUAAAAAUAAAUAUUGUUUUAAUUUAAAUAUAUCUUUAAUGGUAAGCAUAGUUACUGUGCUGUUCAUUGUUUUCUCACUGGAUUGAUUGGUAGAAGCUUUGCAUCCAUUCAUUGUCCAGCACAUUGUAUCAAAUGUCAGCUGUUCCUUUGUUGGUGAGAAAUUCCUUUUCUUAAACCUCUAACUGCAGGCGAUUUUCAGAUUUUCUCAAUUGUGGGGCUUCCUUAUUCGCUAAUUAGAGUAGUUGUCAGUAUAAAAUAGUAGGUAUACAAAUUUAAGGCUUUUUUUGGCCACUUGUUGCCAAAUUGCCUUUUGACUUUUGUCUAGAGUUCUUCGGCCGAUAUUUGUUUGAUUUUCCUGACUCUUUCCAGCACAAAUGGCUGGCAUUAUCAAAGCUACACCCAUUAUUGAUGGUAGUGUGCAGGAGUUGAUCUCACGACUGCAGGUUAUAUGUACCCUGCGCGCAAAUAUCAAAGGGGAUUUUUUGGGGUCAUUACCGCUGUGGUUCUCCCCUUGCUACCUGCAAUGAUCGUUUGCUGCAGUACGGGAAUCCAGGAGUCAUUGAGCUUCAGGAUUUCCUCUUCCUAUAGCUUCCCUGACCAAGUGGAUGAAAUAGCUGUUCUCUACAUCAAGAGCUUCUGUGUUGGCAAAUUUUAUUAUGUGGUUAGUCUAGCAGAGUGUGUGCUCCACCAUGGCAGAGUUCUCUGUGCCCCACCCCGGCAGUGCCGCUUAUGUUCAGUGAUCCUGGUGUUGUGUGUCCAGUAAUUCCAACUUAGACUUUGACAGUAUUGUGAAAUGGGUAGUUGCUGCUCAUCAUAUAGUGGAGAUGUUGAGUCACAGAUAGGCACAACAAAAAGACUGUCACUGUCAACAAAAAGACUGUCAAACACAAGUCUCACACGUCCUCCCACCAUCACCUACUCCAGUCUGUUCACAAGCAUCACCAUCAGAGGCAGAGCUACCUGUGAAACAGGUCAUGUGACCUAAGAGCUGAGCUGCAAUCACGGUGCAGCAUUCUACAUCAGUAUAACAACCAACAAGCUGUCUGUUUGCAUGAAUGGUCACAGACAAACUGGGCAAGAAGCAGCUGUGCCACCCAGUUGCUGAGGACACUGGCCAACACAAUGUCCUUGAUUUCAAUGAUUGAUUCAAAGCAUGUGCCAUCUGUAUACUUCCCAUCAACACCAGUUCUUCUGCCUGCAACAUAUCUUAUGUUCUCGUAACCCCGCCACCCCACCCCCUUCCACCCCCGGCUGCAACAUUUGUUAGUCAUUGUCCUUUACCACCCCCUGUUCCCAUUCCAGCAUUACACAGCCCUCUGUUCCACCAUCACCCCCACCAUCCUUUUACUUAUCUCCGUUUCUGCUGCCCCCCCCCCCCCCCAUUCUUCUGUUGCACCUAGCUGCCCUACCCCAUCCACACCUUGUUCCUGUAUCCCACAAGCAGCACUUUACUAUCACCCACCCCUACCCUGCUAUCCUUUCCUCUCCCCAUCCCAGCCUCCUCCUUACCCCCACCACCCAGAUUGCUUCUACCAUCUUGUGCUGCUGCUUGCAGUCUGGCCUCGGCAGCCAGAGAUUGACCGUGUGUGAGAGUUGUGACUGUGUGUGUGUGUGUGUGUGUGUGUGUGUGUGUGUGUGUGUGUGUGUGUGUGUGUGUGUGUGUGUGUGUGUGUGUCACUUCUUAUGUAACUGGUGGAGUACUCGUUGCUACUCAGAAUGUUUUCUAGGUGUUUCAUCUCCCAUCUGAGGUGCUGCACCUCACAUAUUCGUCUCGCUCGCUGUAAGUGUGUAUUAAUCGUGCCUCUUUUCUGGCUCAGUUGAUCAGUUUGUGCAAGUAUCGGUUUGUGGGUAUCUGUUUUCGAUAAACACUUUGUCCCAAUUUUUCACCUUCUCUCAUGACCAGCGGAUGUAGAAAGCGUAAUUGUUGGUCCUUUUCUACCUCCAUGGUAAAUUGUAUGUUGGCAUCAAGACUGAUAAAGUGCCUUAGGAAGUCACCGAGCUGUACCUAACCAUGUCUCCACACAAUGAAGGUAUUGUCAACAUAUCUGUAUCACAUUUUAGGUUUAGUGCCUGUGCUUUGAAAUGUUCCAUGAAGUUGGCCAUCAUUGGACUAAGUGGACUACCCAUAGCGAUGCCUUCCAGCUGUGUCACUCUACAUGAAAUAGCUCAUGCUGAGACAUACAUGAAAGAGCUUGGUGAUGUCUUGUGAGAAAAUGGAACUGAUAUAUUCCAGAGCAGUGGUUGUCAAACUGUAGUCUGCUGGCCACAUGUGGCCCACUGUCAGGUCUCAGCCUUAUUUUAUAAUUAUAUGCUUUUAGCAUCUAACAGCAGGAUCCAAAAAAUGUCGGCUAACAUUGAGUUUCUUAACAGUGUGUUUUACAUGCUCAGUAACAAACAAAAAUACUUAGAGAGGUGGUAAUAUUUUACAAUGUGUAUAGUUUUGACGUCAAUGAAGCCAUUAGCUUUAUUAAGUUUGCGACCUAUGUCAGGAUCAGAGUGAUACGUAAUGCAGCCAGUGCAGAGUAAAUAUAGGUGAGGGGGGAAUAUUUUAUCGUGUGUCUUCCAGUGCUGACAACUCGAGUGUGUGCAGCUAACACAGAUCAGCUGCUGUGGUAUAAAUGCCAAAUGGAAGUAACGUGGUUUUAUGAAUGUGCUUUAUAGAAACUCAUAUCCAGGUGUGGUACAUGUUUGUAGCAAGUAAUAUGAGAUCAAACUGAGGCUGUUGUAAUACAAUGCAAUUAUUAAAAGAAAAAUGACAUCCCGGACAUUUAGUUAACAUUUGUAAUCAUAUCUCAUGUUGGAGUUACUAUAUAACGUACUAAUUUAUGUAGGUUAUCAAUUAAUAAUAAGAUUGAAGGUCUGGUAAAGUGGCUAGGGCAGGGAAAGUGACCAUUGCAUAUCUAUUGCCAUGAACAGCACUGCUGCCUGCUGAGAAUUUCGAAUAUAGAUUGCCAUAUUUGUCAGUGAGAUUGGCAGAGGAAGCUAGUUGUUUCUUUUUUCAGUAAAACUUUUGAUUUUGGGUCUUCUGAUCCAAGGUAUUUCAUUUAUAUUAUUAUUUUUACUCACUUGUAUGAAGAAUAGUUUUUUACGAUAUCAAGAUUUAAACCUCUUUUUCUCCUAUAAAUGUAGUUUCUUUUUAUUUCAGUUUGAUAGUUUCUUCUUUUGAUCACUAAUGCCGACAUGGCAUCCACUUGGGAAAAGUGACAAAUAUGUUCACCCCAGUAAGGGUUAGUUACUUCCAAAGAACACUUAGAAUACAAUAGAUAAAACUGACAUCUAAAGUCUUUUAUAUACAAAGCUGGCAUCAGUUCUAUCCCUUUGUGACAAUUCUAAUUAAGUUAUUUAUAAACGGCUCUGUUGCAGCCACUUAGUGUCCUUUUGGAUACUAGGUGUGAAGGUGCCUAGAAAAUGCGUCCAGAAAUUGGAAAAACAAACAUGGGAUCCUGUUGUGAUGGCAAUGGCCACAGUAUCCUCUUAGGUACAGAAAAUUGCUCACUAUGUAAGUGUUCAGAAAUAUGCAUGUGGUUCCAGUAUAUUAUGUUCCUUCUCACUUAAAAAUAUUUGGUGUGAUAUAAUAUGUAGAUUCAAAGUGGGUAAGCUUGUAUCAAUGACCAUGGUUUGAUGAAAAUUGCUUUUGUCUUCGAGUAGCCACUUUACCACCACCACCCCUUCCUAUGCAGCCCGAGAUGUCACUCUAAGCUGGUCAGGGUGGCCGAGCGGUUCUAGGUGCUAUAGUCUGGAACUGCGUGACCGCUACGGUCACAGGUUCGAAUCCUGCCUUGGGCAUGGAUGUGUGUGAUGUCCUUAGGUUAGUUAGGUUUAAGUAGCUCUAAGCUCUAGGGGACUGAUGACCUCAAAAGUGAAGUCCCAUAGUGCUCAGUCAUUUGUCACUCUAAAAUGUGAAUAUUGUCUCAUAAGCAAGAAAAUUUGAUGACUGUUGCUCCAAAUAAUCCGUGUGGCACUUUGGUACACAAAGGAACGUCAAAGCUAACCAAACUGUCCUUUGGUUCAAGUUUGUUUUUUCAGCCUGUCUGUGAAAUGUCUGAGUAUUUUAAGUACAUGUCAGUCUUUCCUUCCUGCAGAUGGAGCAUAGGGGCUGUGGGGCCAGGAGCACUAACUAUUGGUCUUAAUGGAACAUUAUUCAUAUAGAGAUUUGGUAUUCCAUACAGUUGAGAUGGUAGGGCUUGUGUGUUGCGCAGGUUGCUAUGUGCGCCGCAGAGAGGGAAUAUGCCAUAAUGAACUGAUUCGUAUUCUGGGAGAUCCACUGUGUCUGAUUUAUGCCUAGAUUUUUGUAUGUCAUCUGGAUCUAAUAGGUCCCGAUCUUCUGCUCCUAAUCUUUGGUCUUCAUUACAAAGGUCGCAUUUCUCUUGUAGGAAGGUGAUACCAGUACACUUGAUAGUUUGUAUGUAUAUAUAUAAUAUAUAUAUCUCCCUCCCACGAUUCUACUUGCUGCAUAUUCUGACAGUUUCAGUGUAUAUUUCCUUAGUUCUUUUUAGUUCUUUCACAAUAAAGGUUCUGAAUGUAUGCUUCAGUGUUAGCAAUGAUAUUCUCCUUAGGUAUAGUUAUCUGAUGAUAUUGAAUUCCCUCCUUUUUGAAGGACACUGUUUCUCUUCUGUCAGUUGUCGUUCACUGAGGUUGACCACUGUACGUACCGCACAGAAUACGAAUCAGUUAAUGAGGACAUCUUCUCUUUCAGUGGACAAAUAGAGGAACCUGCGCAACACAGAAGCCCUCCCACCUCAGCUGUAUGGAUUACCAAAGAUCCAUAAGAAUAAUGUUCCAUUAAGACAGAAUGUUAUAGUACUCCUGGCUCACUGACACAUAAACUGGCAAAACUUGGCGUUUCUACUGCAACAGUAUGUGGGAAAGACUGACACAUACAGAAAAGACUAAAAAGACAUUUCAUUGAGAAGCUGUAAAAAUCUAAAACUUGGACCAAACAUAAUCCUGGUUAGCUGUUCACCAAAGUUUGUUUACCUAAGUGCCAUUCAAUGUUUCUAUAGAGUAUCAGUUCCAGUUUUCCACAAGACGUCACCAAGCUCUUUCAUGCAUGUCUCACCACGAGCCAUUUCAAGUGCAAUGACACAGCUGGAAGGCAUCGCCAUGGGCAGUCCAUUAGUGGCAAACUUCUUCAUGGAACAUUUUGAAGCAUGGGCACUGGACCUGCCACCUUGUAAACCUAACCGGUGGUAUAGAUAUAGCAACGAUACUUUUGUUGUGAGGAGCCAUGGUGAGGAACAGUUUCGUGACUUCCUAAGACACUAAAGUCUCCAUUCAAACAUAAAAUUUACCAUGGAGGUAGAAAAGGACCAACAGCUACCCUUUCUAGAUGUGCUGGUCACAAGGGAUGGUGAAAACCUGGGCCGCAGCAUGUAUAAAAAACACAUAUGGAUCAAUACCUGCACAAACUGCCUAAUUACCAUCUGAGCCAGAACAGAGAUACGAUUAAUACACUCGUAAUGCAAGUGAGAUGAGUGUGCUCCACAGCACCACAAAUGGAAGAUGCAACACCUAGUGUUCUGAGAAGUAAUGGGUAUUCCAACAGUUGCAUAAGAAAUGUCACAGAAUCUCACUUGGUUAAGUGACACAUCAGAAAAAGGAGGAUUAGGUAUGUCCUUUCUGCUAUACAUUCCUGGAGUGACGGACAGAAUCGGCUAUAUAUUGGUCAAAUAGUGACGAACAUCAGAGCGUCUCAGAUCAGCAAAUACUGCUGACCAAGUAAUUGUGGAGAAGUCUGAUGGCAUAACUGAACAAUAAGUCAACACCAGGAUCAAACAUAAGUGGGCAUGUACAGAAAUCAGCCGUGGCAGAGGACAUACUGUGCAAGACUGACCAUCUAGUAAAAUUCGCCAACACUGGAAGCUCUUUAUCUAGAGAAGGGCUAUCGCAACUGCUUCUUCAGGGAAGCAAUAGAAAUAGACAAACAUAAGUUUCAACAAAAAAGAGGAAAGCCUCAAGGUGAACAGAUCCUUGAUUCCCAUACUGAAGGUAGCAAGGGGAGAACGCAGUGGUAAUGACCACGUAAAAGCUCUUGGAUGUUGGUGCACCAAGCACAUGAAAUUUGCGGCUGCAGGCUCGAAUCAAGUCCACCACUAGCAAUGGAAGGUAAAGCAUUUGAUAAUGCCAGCCACUUGUGCUGGCGAAACAUCAUAAAAAUCAUCAAACGAAUGUCGGCCAAAGAACCCAAGACAAAGCCAAUUGGCAAUCUGUCGAUUAUAGGAAUGUAACAAAAACCAAAACCUUAAUUUUUUUGUCAUUAAUGUAAAUAAUGCAGGAAAUACAAAAAUCUUGUCAUUAUAAAACUAGGUAAAACUUACUGAUAAAUUUUCUGAGUGUUGUAUAUCUUGAAGCAUAUUCUAUACACAGUCUCGGAAUGUGGAUACAAAAUUGCUGCCAAGAGAGGAUAAGUGUGUAACUAUGUGAGACUGUAGAACAUGAAAAGUGCAACUCCCGCUGUUUCAGGCGGGAAAAUAGUGACUGCCAAUAUUCUAGAGCAAUAGAAGUGUAUUUGAUGGGAAAAUAACCACUUCUGUUACGCAAACAGAGCAGACAUUGUCAGGUGUAAUGAUCCUUGACUCGCGAAAUAGUCAGGAAAUAGCUGAACGCUUCACUGCAUUGCCCAUGGCUGGAGGGUUAAAGGAAACCUUUCAUUUUACAGCGAAAGUGAGACAGAAACCUCAAUGUUAACAAAUAGGGUUUUAAUCAGCAAAGGACAGCUUUUUAUGCUGCUUUUCAGGCUUCAGAUUUGUACAUUCAAAACUGCAAUUUACAAAAAGCUUACCACAAGAGCUGCAGAAAUUGAUUUCCUAACGUGAAAAACAGGGUAUAAAACUGACGUUUGUGAAAUAAGUGUAAUGCAUAACCUCUGAUUAAUGUAACAGCCUGUAGAAAUUUGUCAAGUGCUCUGUUCAGUUUCAUUUCAUCUUUUUUAUUUUGUAUUUGCAGUGGACAGAAUUCAUAAGUUAGAAAUAAAAUUGUAAAUCUGAAAUCACUUAACUUAAAUGUUUAAAUGUGGAAUGUUGGGAUUGAUGAUCUCAUUGUGAAGAAAACUGUAAUGUUUGACAUCUCUUUUUAAUAAGAGUAUUCUGCUGUUAACACUAAUUACUUCAUGUGUGAAUCAGAAUUACUACUCGGAAGCAUUGGAGUGUGUUUUGGAAAACUGUGAUUUUAAUCUAAUUGAGUUAUGGAACUUUUAUUUUGACGAAACUUAUUUUGUAAAGAAUGUAAAUAAAUCUCAGUGACUGACUAAAUUUGUAUACUAAGUGUAAAUUUCACGUCCAUUCAAGAAUUAAGAUUUUGUAUGUUUGUAGCAAUUUUCUCAUCCUUCUGUAGUACCAGUGGUAGUUGAGACAGGCAGUGUGUGAUUAAUAGUACCAUUAAACCUACAUAACAUCAAAUAUCCCAUCUCUUGAACUAUAAUUUGCAAUUGUUAAGUGAAACACCAUGUGUAGAUGCUCUAAAUUGCACUAGUACAUAGAUCACAACAUACUGAAAAAUGUAAUGUCAGUAGGUUAAUGUUGGGGAAAAUGUAGCACAUCAGUUAGAACAUGUUAUUACUACCUGAUGACUGAAUUAAAUUAAUAGUAUAAUUGAAAAGUGACAGUGCUGAUUCAUUUUGGUUAGUCUCUGUAAUUUCCAUCCAGAAUAUUUAAGUUGCCAUAUUGCUGGUGAGCACUGGGAAUUGUAAUAAAAACCUGUUGUGUAGAAUGUACAUUAAACACUGAACAGCAUUUUGUAGACCCAUUUUAUAUGCACUGCACCCUAAGAAAGAACUAUAACUGGAUCAGAAUAACAAAGUGAUUUUCAGCUAUUUGUUUACAAGACAGCUAGGCAUAGCAACAACAAAUCGGAGAAUGAGUUUGGUUAUGCUGUGUGUUCUGUUCACUGAUGUCACAUCACAUCACACCACUACAAUGGCCCCUAAUGUAACACUUGUUUCAAUUUUGUUGUUUGCAUUGUUUUUCUGUAUGACAUUAACAUAUCAGAAUGUUGUAAACAAUUAAAAAUGGGCACAAAAAUUAGACUUGCCUUCUAUCUAAACAGAGUACUGCCAGGCAGCAUUUGGGUGUAUCCAGAAUGGAUGUGCCCAUCUGUUGCUGGUGCAGCCAUAUUGCGUGUACAGGCAAACAUGAACAAACAUUGCCUCCUCCCAUGCUGGACUGUCGGUCACUUUAUUGUUAUCACUGUAUACAGCUGAACAUUGCACUCAAGUUGAGGUCAUUGGACACUGGACACUGAACACUAGCUGACUUGGAUAAGGGUAGAUGACGCAAGGAGGCAGGUAUACUGUGUUUGAGAAGUUGUUAUAUUUUCUUGAUGUAAUUUUGGGAAAGCCAAGGAAAACUGAAAUUGAGCUGUCUUGCUUCUCUGCAUCCUAAAAUGUAAUUAAAUGCUUAUUGACGGACUUCUUUUGGGAUUCUCUCCCAGAUUAUAUGUUCAUGUUAUAUACAUUGUGGACAUUUCCUUGUAGAUAUGAAAGCAGUCUUAAUAGUUUUAAUGCCUAGGUAUUUACAUGUGUGUGUACCCUACUCCAUUAUGUGCAUAAACAUACAGCAACGCACUGAAUACUAGACAUAUAGGUCACAUUAAUAUGUUUGUCACUGUUGUAAGAUAAGUAUCAUAGUUCUGACUUAUUAAAAUACAAUGAAAGAGGCUCUCUGUAAUUGAAGUUAAUGUUGCUUGAAGUAAGACUUCAUGAACAGAAGGUUUUAAGGAUUUUUUUCCAGUGAUGUGUAUUUAAUCCUACAGUAACAAAUCAUUUAUGGUUUCAGUUGGAAGCUUUAGGCUUAGAUCAGAUAUGUUUCAUUAAGAGGUGUGUGAGAGAUCUUUUGGUUUUCAGUAGUAAUGAAACAUGGUGAAUUUAAAUCUGCGUCAAGACAUAGUGUUUGCACAAUAUUACGUGGGAUAAAAUCUGAGUACAUUUAACGAAUUCCUUGGAACGUGUCACAAUAGAUAGAAAAUCUGAGUCUAUAGAAAGUUUUGACAACAAUGAAAUUGUGUACACUGGUACUUAAGACAAACUUGCAUUGCUUUGGUUUAUCACUAUGGGAAUAUAUAUGUUGACUAAUUGUGUAACCUAUUCAUUUGGUUAAAGUUUCCAGUGUUUAGUUACAUCUGAGCUCAUAAUUCUAAAACCAAGAAUUGCACACAGUGAUCACUUUUCUGUUUUUCGUUAAAAUUAUGACUGCAAUAAGUUACAGCAUUUCUGUAAUUUGCAUCACACUAUUGCUGUUGGUCAGUAGUGAUCUAUUACACAUUUUAAAUGUAGUGUUGGCAAAGUAUUGGGAGGACAGCAAGAUGUAGUUUUACGCAAAUGGCCAUGGCGGUGUUACUCUAAAACGCAUUUUACUUAUUCAGACCCUUCUUUUUUCCAUAUCAUGUGAGGGUCAGGUAUCAUUGGUCUUUGUACCUUAUUGAGACAUGGAUAGCCAAAAUAAACCUUGCCUAAAAUGUCUGACAACACAAGUUACCUUAGGUAAUGAGUAGGAGAACUGUUCUUUGUAAAGUUGUUGCAAAUGACCCUGCUGAUGUCCAUGCAGCAGUAUCCGCUGUCUUGAUUAUAGUGUCCCUAAAUGCCAGUAUUUGAAGGCAAUAGUUUUUGUGGCUGUCUUGUACUUUGCAAAUAAAGAGUUAAGACUCCAGGAAACGGUCGCAGUAUUUCUGUCUUUAUCAACAGUUUUGGGCACCUUGUUUCUCUCUUUUUGUGUUUACCUCUUGACUGUGAUGGGAAACUUGUUACUGCUUCCUUGUCGUAGUUGCUCUUUUUAUAUUUUAAAUUUCUUUUCAACUAUGGCAGUUUCUAGUUGCAAGUAGUAUUAUCGGUGUCAGUGUCAUUCCUAGUAUUUCUGCUUCCCUCUAUUUACAUGUCAUUUAAAUGAGAGGGUUCAAGUUAUGACCAUUAAUGUGGCUGGUUUGAGAGAUUUUUAAGAAAGGAUAACAUUCACCAUUGGCUGUAGAAAUCAUUAAUUUCACUAUUGUCGUUUUGGCCUUUGGACUAUUUUCAGGUGGUACUGCAAAAGAUUUUACUUCAGUUCACUUCAAACUUUACAAUCCCCUGCCAUGUUGGAGGGUUGAAAAUGGCGUGAAUAUUAUAGUCUUUAAAAAAUUCUGAGAGAUUGUGAACCCUGACCAUGGGAAGUUAAUCAGGCUGAAAAGUGUUAAUUCAUUUUCAGUACAUCAGUACUUUUUAUGCCCAGGGAAAAAUGUUUGAUGUUGAAGAGCACUACCUAUUUGAGUCUUAUGGAAACAAGCAAAUUUAUUUACCCCAUAUAUUUUUGAACCGCCAUUAAUUAAACUCGCGCUUCCGAAAAUAGUUUUCAAAGAAGGUUUCAUAUGAGACAAGUGGAUUUCUACAUGCAUUCCUCUACAUUCAGGUGAUCGUCGGUCCAGGAGAAUAGUUGGAACAUAGUCCAGCUGACCAGAUUUUUAAAAGUUGUCUCUCUGUUCAGUGUGUCCUGUAAUAUGAAGCAAGUUUCUCCUCUGAUGUGGAUAAGAAUAUUAUGUAAUGCAUCUUUAGUAAAAUUUUUCACAAGUGUUGUGUGGCUUUGAUGCAGUAAUAUAAUGGUCACGAGGACGUUUCAGUGUGAGCCAAGAUUAUGAAAAAUACACUUAAUUUGCACACCACUUGGUUUACCCACUCCGAAAAGCAGUAAUUGUAGAAAUUUAGAUGAAUGCAGUACAUUUCAGAUGUGCAAAACACCAUAAGCUCUCAUGAGAUUUGCAUGCUAAUGCCUCAGAAGAGGGAACUAACAUCCACCUGAAAUUACCUGCACUGAAAAAAUAUUUGCUAUGAGGAAGUUUAACAAAUUGACUGCUGCAUGCAUAGUGAGGCAUGUUUCACUGCCAGACCAUGGCAUAAGAUUAUGCCAUGGCUUCUAAUGUUCUCGUAUCAUUCAACAUGCCAAACACUGUAUGAAAGAAUUAAUUUUAUUGUUAUGAGUAAAGUAUGCCUCAUGAUUGUGAGUUGCUGACUUGGGACAUCAGAAUUGCCAAAAAAGUAUGUCGUGUAUUUCACAAAACAGAUGCAGUGCAGUCCCUUUAGAGGAUCUUGCAGUUGUGGUGAUAAUAAUAUCAAUAACAAUGUAAGGUUACUAAGGAAGGGGAAGGUUUCAUCUGAACACUUGUUUUGUGGCUUAAGUUUCUUUUCGGAUCUUGUUGUGAAAUUGACUUUAUUUCAUGCAAUUCAGUUUUGUAGGUUUCUCACAAGUGAAUAACAUACCAUAUAAUGACAGGUGUAGGCCAUAAUCUUUUAUGGAUGGUUAUUUCACUAGAAAACAUUGCUAAACUGGAGUGAUAUAUGGAAAAGAAAGGAGUAUGUCCUUAUUCCACCCAAUAAAUGUUACUUAAAGUGGUACAAUGUUACCUAUGCGUUUUGUGUUCUCAUGUACCUUGCAGAAUUUACAGGUAAUUAACUGUAAGGUGAACAUAAUUAUCUGUUGCCUAAUCAAUAAAUUUAUUGUAAAUUCCAAUUUGAGCUUGAGCAGUGAGGCUUUUGACUUAUAUGGUCUCUAGAAGUCAUUCAGUAACUGGAUACCCAUUCCGUUGCAAUAAAAUCUGUAAGUUGUGAAUGACAUGUAUACACAAUAUGGCUGAAACAAAUGUAAUUUGUAUUCUGUUUUCUUAUGUGAAUUUCUGCUUAUUUUGUGCUUGAUGAUGAAAUGGGAAAUCAGUGUCUUAAUGUACUGACUACACGUCUGGUCCUAAUUACGUCCUAUGAACAGAACCUAAUUACUAGCAUAUAUAACUGUAGCUACAGAUCUGACUCCACUAGACAUUUGAUGGAGAACAAAAUCAGUUGUUAGAUUAAAACUGCAAUAUAGGUAUUUUAUUAAAAACCUUUAAGUAAAGCAGCAGGUUAAGAAUGAUGCAUGUGAACUGCAAAGGACAGGUGCUCUUUAAUUACUAGUACAGCAUACUUUGCACACAGGCCUUGUGGAACUGCUUUCUCCAUCCUGCCAAUCUCUACAGCAUUUUAUUUUAAUGCCAGAGGAUGAAAUAAUAUACAUAAGUCUAUAACUUACUAUGUUAAUUCAGUCUGCUUUUUGAGUCUAAGAUUGAUUGAUUGAUUGAAAUUAAUAAUGUGAUACAUAUCUGCAUUUUUAUAAUGUUUAUAUUUCCUGUAAAUCUUUGAAGUAUUGUAGAAUAAUAAUUAUUUUAGCAGUAUUAUUCCUAGAUAUGACUGUGAUUUGAUGUACGUUGUAUAACUGCAUUAUUUAGUCAUAAUAUACAGUGUGUAACGGGUAUAAGUGAAGAUAUUUCUGUUGGUGCCCGAGGACUGUGUAUUGAACAUUACAACAGUAUUUAUGUCAUUUGCAGACCAAUAAUUAUAGCUACUACAAGUCAUAUGUUUUUAGGUUAGGUAGUACCUCCAAGUACAUGUGGCAAGAGAGAGCCAUGAAUGCCUAUUUCCCCCUGGGCAGCAGGUCAGUUGUUGAAGCAUGGAGGCAAAAUAGUUAAGUCUGUACUACAGGUGUAGUCCACUUAAGUGGUGCAGUUAUGACCAUGCAGAUACAGGUUGUAAAGUUUAUGAUGUGCUUGUGGAGAAACUGUUGGAGGCAGAGAGAGAAAAAAAACAAUAAUGCUGAUGUACCACAUAAAAAUAUCUACACCUAUACCCAAUACUACUGUCACAUUUUUGUCAUACUGGUUGCUGACAACUAAAACCAGUUAAAUGAGUAUUUAUUAUACUUGAAAACCAGUUCGUAUAAAAGUAAAUGUUUUAAAAAUAAAUCAGUGUUUCUUAGUCACAUUAAGAGAGAUGCAGUGCCUACUGUCUCAGUGAUUGGGUGGUGUUGUCUGUUCUUAGUUCCUGCCCUAAAUUUUAUAAAGUGCUGCUGUUAGUACCGAAAAAAGAUAAAUCUGACAAUACUUUGCAGUAACUGUUCAGUUACCAGAGGUUCCAUUGAAUGAAACUUCAAUUGGUUGUAGUCAAAUAUUGUACCUGUCACAAAAAGUGGAUAAAAGAAUGAGAUUUAAUAUCUUGUUCCCCUUUUUAUGUCUAUGAUGAUACAGUUUCUAUUUUUGUAUAGACUAAUAUAUCAAAAAAAAAGUUUGAUACAGGUUAAAUGUAAAUAAAAUUUAAAUUUUAUAAGCAAACUUUGAGCUGGCUUUUAUUUUAGACUAGAUGCUUGAAUUUGUAAUUAAUAUUUGUCACAUACUAGAAAGGACAUUCUGCAUAUGCUUUUCCCAAUAUGUCUUAAUGUUACAUGUGCUUGUAUUUUUGUUGUAAUAAAGAGAUCCUCUCCAAAUUCAUCUUCAUCAAUGCAAAGUCAUCACCUUUUUUUCUUGUUGAAAUCAAGUAAUAACCUUGACAUCAGUUUUCAAAUUCAUAGAUAACAUAAUUGUGUACUAAAAUUGAAACAUGAGACUAUUUAAUGGAUGAAUUACACUGUAGAACCCUGUAGAAUCCUGCACUGAAAGAUCACAAACCACAUCUAUUUGGAUCCAACAAAUAAUGAUGAGUGAGCUUCUUGUACUGUUUCUCAGAUAUAAUUUUCCAUCCCGCACAUGUUUAAGAGAUUGUGUUCUUAUAAACAAUGUGUCAUUGAGGAUAGAGUGCCUGUCACGUUUGAAGUUACAAAUUUAAUUCACUGUACUGAAAGAUACAUAUUCCUUGUAUAAUUCCAAUGCCUUUUAUUUUUUCUGUUUUUAGUUGGUGUGUGUGUGGGGGGGGG
Messenger RNA from Schistocerca gregaria, 16327 nucleotides. RefSeq lists its product as uncharacterized. The coding region runs from base 306 to 1622 and encodes 438 amino acids. Gene Ontology annotation, molecular function: RNA polymerase II cis-regulatory region sequence-specific DNA binding; DNA-binding transcription factor activity, RNA polymerase II-specific. Gene Ontology annotation, biological process: regulation of transcription by RNA polymerase II; central nervous system development. The record is from RefSeq and is a predicted model, not a curated record. Lineage: Eukaryota; Metazoa; Arthropoda; Insecta; Orthoptera; Acrididae. The transcript is spliced from 4 exons. Gene Ontology annotation, cellular component: nucleus.